UCUGGUUCGUUUUUUCAUUUUACAACUUCCUUGUACUGCUGUUGGCGACUCAUUGCUACACUGCUUUAUGGGUUUAUUAUUUAAAGAUCAUGGAGCUAGUGAGUUCUCUUGAGACACCGGACAGUCAGUCACAGGCUGCUGUCCCACUGUCCCCCAACACUUUUGUUCCUCCCACACUGAGAGGUGGUGAGUGUUACCACGUCUUCAUUAGCUACAGCAGCACCGACUACCAAUGGACCCACUCCGUCAUCAACCAGCUGGAGUCCUGUGGCCUGCAGGUCUGCUACCAUGAGCGCGACUUCACUCCCGGGCGCACCGUGUUGGAGAACAUGUCCGACUGCAUCCAGGAGAGCCAGAAGGUGCUGCUGGUUCUCAGCCCAGAGUUCGUGAGGAGCCGCUGGUGUCUCCUGGAGGCCAACAUGUCUCUGUUCAGAGACUGCCUGGAGAGGAAACCCAUCGUCCCAGUGCUGCUGCAGCCGGGCGUCUCGGUUCCCCUCCACCUCUGCCACCUCACCUACCUGGAGGCCAACGACCCCGACUUAAUGAAUAAGCUGCUCAAGGUGCUCUGCACCCCCAACCAGCAGCUUCAAGGCUCCACUGUGGUGCCCUUCCAGCCUCCCUCCAUCUACAACGGGAAGGCCCUGCAGCCGUUGACGGCUGUCAAUGAUGAGGGACUCAACAAAUGGGAUACUGGUCGGUUCAGUGACAUGGAGGUGCCAGACCAACUGCGCCUGAUCAUUGAGGACCAGGAGACAUACAGAUCAGCAGUGAGGAUGAUCAACAGUGUCUCUCAAAAUAAAGUGUGGCUGCGCCCAGUCUGGCUUAGAGCACUUGUUAGUUUUUUCAUUGCUAUAUUUUCUUUUGUGAUGGUAUGUCUCUGUUCAGUUUUGAUGACUUCAUUCAUAUCUGGCGACUAUUUUUCCAAAACCAAGGACACCAUUCAUUUUAAAUUAUUGAUGAUCACUUUUGCUGGUUUCUUCUUUGCUUUAUGUGGGCUGCUUAUUCAGCUUUGUCUCUGGAAGAAGGAUGAUGAGAAGUACAUUGUGAGGGAGAUGCAGAAAGCUAUGGGUCAGGCAAACGCAAUCCUCUCUGAGGAGAAGCUGUUAGUGGGCUGUCGGUCCAAUUCAAAAAUGUACCUGGUGUACGUUUCGCUGAAUGAUUGCAAACACGAGUUUGCAGAAACCUUUACUGAGCAGGUUGGUGCUGAGGACAUGUUCCAAAGAGCUCUGACCUUCUUCUCUUCAGGUUACGCCUGCUGCCUGGCCAAGAGACACUUUCCCUUUCCACAGCCCAGCUCCACCGGUCACCUGGAGGGAGGGGUGUGUUUCUGUCAGUAUGUCUCCCAGCAGCUGAGCAGGGGGGAAUGGGCAUAGGAGUAAAAGAAAAAGGAUCGACCGGCAUUAAUUGUCUAACAUUUGUCAGGUAAAAUGUAUAUAUCUCAGAAAACUUUCAUUAUUAUUUAACCCGAAUUUGCAUGCAAUGACUCUGUAAUCUUACCUGAUAUACAGUACCUGCAACCAAAAACAUGUCAUGUGAGUGGAGUCAGAAGAACCACUGAGAGUUUGUUUUAAAGGCAAAGUGACUCUAGUUCUGUAAGAAGCCCUUCACACAGCGGGACUGAUUCUGCCCCUUUAACAACCCUGAAAGCAGAACAGAGGCACAGAUUUAUAUUUUGUACUUCCUGAGUUUAUCUUCCGUUCUGUCUCUUGACACAGUGCGAGCAAUCUCCAUUAGUGUAUCAUCAAAAGGUAUGAAUGUACAUUACUGUGUACUGUAUGCUGUGCUUUAACGUGGUUAUACUUUGUAUUCAUAAAAAGACAAGUAGGAACCUGUUGGGGGAUUUGUUUUUUUAUCCAUUCAGUUCUUCAGCAAAAUCAGCCGAGACAUGAAAGCUGAAAUGUCCCAGAGCAAUUCUUUACAUGAAAUUGCUUCACUUAUAAUUGUUUUCAGUUUAUUCAUGUUUUCUUUCACAUAUUGUGUCUUUAUAACUCACAACAGCGUUUUUUACAUUCGCUUGUGUGAUUACAGGAUUAUAACAACACGUAUUUUCCCUUCAAUAGACAAUUUGCUGUAUGUUUAGCCCACCUGAGUUGAUUUAGUUCUUUUUGUUCUGCAGCAAGUGGCAUCACAUUACACUUCACAGAUUUUGAAAUGUGUUAUUAUACUUGCAAUUUAACUGACCAUAUUUGUCGUCCGUUUCAUUCUUCAGUAUAUUGUGGCAUUUGUAACUUUCAGUUUCAUUACAAAAGUCACAGUUGCAUCAAAACUGGACUUAUUUCAGAAUCAUCUGUGCCAAGUUGCAUAUGGAACUGACAGCAUGACUUUGAGUAGAUGUGUCUGUUUGUGUUUUACAUCUGUUUGGCAUCUUUUAGAGGAGAUUGCAGCAACUGAACAAGAUACAAAUGCACCGCUGAAAGUGGGUGUUUCGCAGUUUCAGUUUUCCAUAGAUCAUGGAGCCAGUGAGUUCUCUUGAGACACCGGACAGUCAGUCACAGGCUGCUGUCCCACUGUCCCCCAACACUUAUGUUCCUCCCACACUGAGAGGUGGUGAGUGUUACCACGUCUUCAUUAGCUACAGCAGCACCGACUACCAAUGGACCCACUCCGUCAUCAACCAGCUGGAGUCCUGUGGCCUGCAGGUCUGCUACCAUGAGCGCGACUUCACUCCCGGGCGCACCGUGUUGGAGAACAUGUCCGACUGCAUCCAGGAGAGCCAGAAGGUGCUGCUGGUUCUCAGCCCAGAGUUCGUGAGGAGCCGCUGGUGUCUCCUGGAGGCCAACAUGUCUCUGUUCAGAGACUGCCUGGAGAGGAAACCCAUCGUCCCAGUGCUGCUGCAGCCGGGCGUCUCGGUUCCCCUCCACCUCUGCCACCUCACCUACCUGGAGGCCAACGACCCCGACUUAAUGAAUAAGCUGCUCAAGGUGCUCUGCACCCCCAACCAGCAGCUUCAAGGCUCCACUGUGGUGCCAUUCCAGCCUCCCUCCAUCUACAACGGGAAGGCCCUGCAGCCGUUGACGGCUGUCAAUGAUGAGGGACUCAACAAAUGGGAUACUGGUCGGUUCAGUGACAUGGAGGUGCCAGACCAACUGCGCCUGAUCAUUGAGGACCAGGAGACAUACAGAUCAGCAGUGAGGAUGAUCAACAGUGUCUCUCAAAAUAAAGUGUGGCUGCGCCCAGUCUGGCUUAGAGUGCUGAUCUACAUUGCUGGUGUAAUACUUUUUUUAUGCUUAGUAGCUCUUUCUGUAUAUAUGACUGCAACAAUAUUAAGCAACUUUUUGAUGAGAGACAAAGGUCCUGUUGGAGUAUGGGUGUUCACUAUUGUUAGUUCCUACUGUGUUCCACUUGGGCUGAUUAUUCAGCUUUGUCUCUGGAAGAAGGAUGAUGAGAAGUACAUUGUGAGGGAGAUGCAGAAAGCUAUGGGUCAGGCAAACGCAAUCCUCUCUGAGGAGAAGCUGUUAGUGGGCUGUCGGUCCAAUUCAAAAAUGUACCUGGUGUACGUUUCGCUGGAUGAUUGCAAACACGAGUUUGCAGAAACCUUUACUGAGCAGAUUGGUGCUGAGGACAUGUUCCAAAGAGCUCUGACCUUCUUCUCUUCAGGUUACGCCUGCUGCCUGGCCAAGAGACACUUUCCCUUUCCACAGCCCAGCUCCACCGGUCACCUGGAGGGAGGGGUGUGUUUCUGUCAGUAUGUCUCCCAGCAGCUGAGCAGGGGGGAAUGGGCAUAGGAGUAAAAGAAAAGGAUCGACCGGCAUUAAUUGUCUAACAUUUGUCAGGUAAAAUGUAUAUAUCUCAGAAAUCUCUCAUUACUAUUUAACUCCAAUUUGCAUGCACUGACUCUGUAAUCUUACCUGACAUACCUGCAACAAAAGGUUUUACUAUAUAUCUCAGGCUCAGAAAAGCACAGUUUAACUUUAAAAAACAUUACCUGUUGAUAUCAUAGCUCCUCUCUCCAUUUUGUUUAGUAAAACCCCAUGCAAACAACCUGUCAUAUCUUGAGGAAGAGGUGCCAUUAAAAUUUCCCGUUAUGAGCCCUAUCCAGCUGUUUCUUGAACAAACUUAAAAGCAGAACAGUGAUGACGAGUUUCAGUUUCUACUUCCUGAGUUCCUUCUCGCUCAUCCACAUGGUGCAAUCACUCGUCAUUAUAUUUGCUUGACAUUUAUGUAUCAUGACCAUUGCUGUGAACUGCAUGUUUUCCUUUUACUGUAAUUUUUAUGUUUGCUCUUUAUGAAAAUGUGUCCCCUGCAGUGGAGAACAAAGCAUGGGACUUAGAAGUACAGUAGCAGUAUGGAGCUGGACCCUUUGUCCUGUAAUUUUGGAAGAUAGUACACAAAGUAGUCCUUGGGAUCUUUUUUUGUGAUACUUUUGACAUAGUCUAUUACAAUUUCCACACAAUCAGUUUCCUAUUUCUGUUAUACAAUUUGCCAUUGAUUCAAUUUUAGUUGCUUUGAAUUAAAACACACAAUACUUGAACCUUU
Molecule: messenger RNA, 4476 nt
Organism: Scophthalmus maximus (turbot)
Lineage: Eukaryota; Metazoa; Chordata; Actinopteri; Pleuronectiformes; Scophthalmidae
Exons: 3
Coding region: 2451-3725 (424 amino acids)
Biological process (GO): toll-like receptor signaling pathway; immune response; inflammatory response
Cellular component (GO): membrane
Molecular function (GO): transmembrane signaling receptor activity
Source: RefSeq, a predicted model, not a curated record